CUUGCUGCUCUGCUCUUUCUCAGAAUAACCAUCUUCCAAAGAUAUACCAAUUUUAGUCUUCUCAUCCUCUCUAAAUACUCUCUCUACAUUAUCUGUCUUUCUGUUAUUAUCUCUUCCUUUCUCUACAUCCCUGUAGGGAGGGGAUUGGGAAGAUAUGAAGGCCUGACAUUUUCUUCAAAGGUUUCAUUCAAAUUAUUACAUAGCUCUGGAAUUCAAAUAACCAACAUAUCGAAAGCUAUUAUAAUUUGGAAGAAACCCAUGACAAUCCUUAUGGAAGAAAAAACUGUAGAAACCCAAAAAAAAACAGAAACAGAAUUGACAGACAGAGAUGUAGAGUCAUCGCCUAGAGGUGUGUUGGAGAUCCCUGUUUCGGGUUCGGAGUCUGAUCAAAGCAGCAGCGGCAAUAGUGGUGGGUCGUCGUUGACAGAGAAGGCGAGAUGGAAGAAUUUGUUUGGUAACAUAAAGAAGAAAUCUGGGAUUCCAUUGUUGUCAGGGUACGAGAGUACAAGGAAUAGUUUGAUCAGAAGGGUAAGGAGUCGAAGCGCGUCUGAGACAAUUGACUGUGGAGAGAUGGUGGUGGCCAAGCCCACUUGGAGGAACUUCAGUUACCAAGAGCUCACCGAAGCUACAGACAAUUUCAGUUCUGACAAUUUGAUAGGUAAAGGGGGGCAUGCUAUGGUAUACAAAGGAUGCUUAUAUGAUGGUCAAGUUGUUGCCGUGAAGAGGAUACUGAAGGAAGAAAAGACAGACGAGGAUAGGGUUGGUGAUUUCUUAUCCGAGCUUGGGAUCAUUGCUCACAUCAACCAUCCAAACUCUGUUAGAUUAAUUGGGUACAGCGUCGAAAGUGGUUUGCACCUCGUCCUCCAAUUUAUGCCUCACGGCAGCCUUGCUUCUGCGCUACACGGUUCAACAGAGAGUCUGGAAUGGAAGAUAAGGUAUAAGGUGGCUCUUGGAGUAGCUGACGGAUUGAAAUAUCUCCAUUGUGAAUGCCAGAGGCGCAUCAUCCAUAGAGACAUCACAGCUUCAAACAUAUUACUCACCGAAGAUUAUGAGCCUCAGAUUUCUGAUUUUGGAUUGGCAAAGUGGCUUCCAGAGAAAUGGGUUCAACACGUUGUCUCCCCCAUUGAGGGCACGUUUGGAUAUAUGGCUCCAGAGUAUUUCAUGAACGGAAUUGUUGAUGAGAAGACUGAUGUCUUUGCAUUCGGGGUUUUAUUGCUGGAGCUUAUAACAGGACGUCAUGCAGUUGAUUCAUGUCAACAAAGCCUUGUGAUAUGGGCAAAACCGCUUCUGGAGAAGAACAGCGUCCCAGACAUAGCAGAUCCUCGUCUAGGGAAUGCUUUUGACAUUUUAGAAAUGAAGCGCACCAUGCUGACAGCUUCUUCAUGCCUUCGUCACUUACCCAGCAGUCGUCCAGACAUGAAGCGAGUUGUGCAGCUAUUGAGAGGCAAGAAUGGACCGGCAGAUCAGAAACAUAAGUCGUUUAAAGGAAGAGCGAUCCUUCCCGCCUAUGCUUGUGAAAUGGAAGACUAUACUAGUUCUUGUUACAUCAAGGACCUCAAUCGCCACAUGCAACUUGUUAUGGAGUGAUGGGGUUGCAUAUGUAUGUGCCUUGUUGAUGCUGCUAUGUGUUGUACGCAAGUUCAACAAUAGUAUGUAUUGCCUGCCCUAGGGUGUCUGUCUGCUUUGAACAUUACAUUCGGCAGAUGCUGUCUUAUUUUUAAUAGUCAAGCAUCCAAAUUUGGGUUUCUA
Cornus florida is the source of this 1749-nucleotide messenger RNA. Its product is annotated as receptor-like cytosolic serine/threonine-protein kinase RBK1. The record is from RefSeq and is a predicted model, not a curated record. NCBI's taxonomy places the organism in Eukaryota, Viridiplantae, Streptophyta, Magnoliopsida, Cornales, Cornaceae. The coding region runs from base 259 to 1587 and encodes 442 amino acids. Gene Ontology annotation, biological process: protein phosphorylation. The transcript is spliced from 8 exons. Gene Ontology annotation, molecular function: ATP binding; protein kinase activity.